This is a messenger RNA of Epithele typhae, 1584 nucleotides long. Its product is annotated as glycoside hydrolase family 79 protein. Bases 1 to 1584 code for a protein of 527 amino acids. The record is from RefSeq and is a predicted model, not a curated record. Lineage: Eukaryota; Fungi; Basidiomycota; Agaricomycetes; Polyporales; Epitheliaceae. The transcript is spliced from 4 exons.
AUGUUAUCCCUACUAGUCCUCUCGGGGCUUGCGAGCGUUGGUGUCGCCGCCGUGAACGUCUCCAUACCGCUCUCUCCGCCAGAAAACUCACAACCUUUGUCGCCCACCCUAGUCUCCUUCUCACUUGAGCAAGAUCGAUGGCCCGACUGGGUCGGCAUCGACUCCCGCAACGACUUCACACACCACGCCCUCGUCCGCCUCGCGUCCCUCACCGGCGUGCCCACGAAGAUUCGCGUUGGCGCAAACUCAGAAGACCACACCUUCUGGUCGCCGACGGUGACUGUGAACGAAGAUGAGUUCCCUCCCGCGGACACGAUCACCCCCUACCCCGAGGCGACGAAGAUCACGGUAGGCGACAAGUACUACACCCUCUCCCGCUGGCUACCCCGCGGCACGCAUAUGACCUGGGGCGUCAACCUCGGCGCCGACAACGCUACCAACGCCGCGAACAUGGCCGCGUCUAUCGUCAAAGCGUUCAAGAGCGCUGUUGUCAAAGCUUCGGGUGUAGUCCUUGACUAUAUCGAGAUCGGGAAUGAGGCAGAUCUGUACAAGAACAACGGCCUGCGGCCGAAGAAUUGGACCGUCGAGGAGUACGUCCAAGACUGGAUCUCCAUCGCAGGCCCGGUUGCCGAGGCAGCGGGCAUCCAGGACACGCGUGGGGCCGUGUCUUUGCAAGGUGCUGCGUUCGCCGGUCAGGGGUUCACACCGCGCGAGAUAUUUGCGCUCGGUAUCUUGGACAGCACUCCCGGGAAAGCGAUCUCCAUCAUCUCGCAGCACCAGUACUCGGCCGCGUUCUGCAACGGAGGCGACUUUCCACUCACGUCGUUCAUGAACAAGACGUAUGUGCGCGGAAACUUGACACACUUUAUCCCCGAUAUCGCGGCCGCGACAGAGCAAGGCUUCCCGUACAUCCUCGGAGAAACCAACAGUAUUGCGUGCCACGGGGCUCCCGGCGUCAGUAAUACAGCCGGUGCGGCGCUCUGGACGAUCGACUACACUCUCCAAGCCGCCACUCUCGGCAUCGCUGAGCUCUUCUUCCACGAGGGCAUCGGCUUCAAGUACAAUUUUAUCCAGCCCAUCGCGCUCAACAGGUCGACCAUCGACGGCUCCCCGCUCGAUCCACCGCAGCCGCCACACGUCCAGCCUCUGUUCUACGGAGGUCUAGUGCUCAACACCCUCGUUGGCCGCAUUGGCCACUCGCGCAUCGUGGAGCUCGACGUCGGCGACGACAACGUCUCGGGCUACGCCGCGUACGAGCGCGGGCGCGUCGUCCGCGCCGUGUUCGUCAACCUCCACGCCUGGCUCGCGUCCACGGCCGGAGAGCGCCCGAGCGUCCACAUCGACCUGGGUUUCGCGCGGGGCACGGGCGCGGCGGAGGACGCAUUUUGGAGCGGGGGGCGGGAGGCGCGCGCGAGGCGGCUGGUCGUCGAGCAUGCGGACGACGUCGCGAACCUGACGUGGGCGGGGCGGAGCUUCGAGCGGAGCAGCGACGUGUCGCCGACGGGCUCGAAGGACGAGGAGAGGAUCGUGCUGAGCCAGGGGCUGGAUCUGCGCUCGACCGAGGCAGUCUUGCUGGUGUUCUGA